AGAUGGCUGCAGGAACUCGCUCUUCAGUCCGGUUUUGGAGUGAAUUUGAUCUACCACGUUUAAAGAAGGAACUGGACGUGACGGCCACAGAACUGGUGGACAGACAGGACGCGAGCGAUGCAGCCAGGUCCCGGCUCGUGCAACUCUGCCGGGAAUUCAAGAAGACGGCGCCCCACGACGUCCGGUGCCUGGUGUCUCCGCUGCUGAGGCACUUCCAGGCCGAAGUGGAUCGCCUGGGAGAGCGAAGCCUGGCUGCCGAGGCCGCCUUCCUGGCGCUCUACAAGAGGCUGCUGCGCGCCGUCUCCGCCGCCCACUCAGUCUCGACAACGUCUCCGUCGAUUCCGUGCUUCGAUGGCACGUGGAUUUCAAAAGCUGCCAUGGCCGCGGCUGCUUGUGAAAACAACAUUUUCGAGCAACGUUGCGGAGGAACCCGUAUUGACGAUCCGUGUGCACACAGAGGCAAGCCUGGAAGCGCAGUGCAACAAAAGACGCUAGCUGCUCUGGCGCUUUUCAAAUUUCUACGAUGGCGGUCUCGGAGGAGCACUCUGUGUGCGGCGUUUGGAUGAAUCUGUUCCCUCGCCGAUGGACCGCAUCUAUAGUCUUGGACGGUAGUCUGUGCUCCUCGGCAUUACCAGGAAUAUUGUAACAUUUUCAAAAUAUAUUUUCCGAGGCUCUCUUGAGUCAGCCUUCUGAAUAUCACCGUUAGGUACCGGUGGCAAUAAAAUUAUUCUAUGUGAUUUAA
This is a messenger RNA of Dermacentor andersoni, 742 nucleotides long. Its product is annotated as protein CASP-like. Gene Ontology annotation, cellular component: nucleus. NCBI's taxonomy places the organism in Eukaryota, Metazoa, Arthropoda, Arachnida, Ixodida, Ixodidae. The record is from RefSeq and is a predicted model, not a curated record. Gene Ontology annotation, biological process: regulation of transcription by RNA polymerase II. Gene Ontology annotation, molecular function: RNA polymerase II transcription regulatory region sequence-specific DNA binding; DNA-binding transcription factor activity, RNA polymerase II-specific.